Messenger RNA from Aspergillus chevalieri, 1869 nucleotides. RefSeq names its product proteasome regulatory particle lid subunit RPN3 (gene RPN3). Gene Ontology annotation, biological process: ubiquitin-dependent protein catabolic process; regulation of protein catabolic process. Gene Ontology annotation, molecular function: enzyme regulator activity. Bases 1 to 1869 code for a protein of 622 amino acids. The record is from RefSeq and is a predicted model, not a curated record. Gene Ontology annotation, cellular component: proteasome complex; proteasome regulatory particle, lid subcomplex. NCBI's taxonomy places the organism in Eukaryota, Fungi, Ascomycota, Eurotiomycetes, Eurotiales, Aspergillaceae. The transcript has 4 exons.
AUGCCGGAGAGACGUUCCCUGAGAUCAAACAGCAAGUCAGAGAUACCCUGUUCCGCUAACGAUAAUCAAGCGUUUUGCAGCUCACAGUAUCCAAGUUCCAACAAGGAUAAGCCCGCGCCCGCCCGCUCUACUGCUAACAAGUCCAAAUCCGCUGCUCCCUCCAAGAAGGCCGGAUCCACGAAUAGCUCCGCAGACUCCAACAUGGGGAAGGGCGAUCAGCGACAGGCCAACGGCUCGGAUCCGACGAAGGAUGGUGCGAAGGGUUCUGAGGACGUCGAGAUGGGAGAGGAUACGGCAGUGCCCCCUACCAAGGGUUCGAGGUUAUCCGGCGGUCAAGGUCCGGACAAAGAGGGUGAUGUUGCGAUGGACGAGGGCGAUGAGUCCAAAUCCGAGCCUAAGAUUGAUCCCAAGGUCAAGGCCAUCCAAGAUAUCAAGACCAACUUCACCCUCCUCGAGCGUGCCGUCACCCAAUUCGACCCCAGAUUUACACUCCGCGUUUUGCGAUCGAUAUCCUCGAUGCGCAAACAUAUCACGGCCGACGUGCUCUCAGAAGUUAUAGUGGAGACUUACCCGCCAUCGAGUCUCACGGCUUCGUUCUUGCUUGACGCCAUCGAUCGAUCUGGCGCCAUUGAAAGCGCUGUGGCUAGUUCGGAGAUGGAAGUCGAUUCGGAAAAGAACAAGUCUUCUCCCAAGGAGAUUUUGCCAGAGGUGGACACUUAUUUGUCCAUCCUUGCCCAGAUUUACCUGUAUGACAAGAAAGACAUUCAAAAGGGUGCCAAGUUUUCGACAGAGUUGAUCGAGCGUUUGCGGACGCUGAACCGCCGCACUCUUGACUCGCUCGCUGCUCGCGUUUACUUCUACUACUCCCUUUUCUUUGAGCAAAUUGCCCCUCUUCCCCCGUCUCCUGCGGCUACGGUCACGUCGAUCCGCCAGCCUUUGCUGGCAGCGCUCAGGACUGCUGUCCUUCGAAAGGAUGCAGACACCCAAGCGACGGUGAUGACGCUGCUGCUGCGCAACUACCUGUCGACAUCUCACAUUUCGCAGGCCGACUUGCUCAUCUCGCACAACCAAUUCCCUGCUUCUGCGUCCAACAACCAGAUUGCUCGGUAUCUAUACUACCUGGGCCGUAUUCGCGCUAUCCAGCUGCAGUACACUGAUGCCCACGACAACUUGAUCGGGGCCACCCGGAAAUCGCCUACCAGCAACAUUGCGCGUGGUUUUUACCAAGCAUCGCACAAGCUGUUGGUAGUCGUCGAACUGCUGAUGGGUGAUAUCCCUGACCGCGCAAUUUUCCGACAGCCCGCGCUUGAGCGUGCCAUGCAUCCGUACUUCCUUCUUUCUCAAUCAGUCAGUGUGGGUGAUUUGGAUGGCUUCUUGAACAUUGUAACCACACAUACCGCUACGUUCAGAAAGGAUGGCACGUACACCCUCAUCCUCCGUUUGAGACAGAACGUCAUCAAAACGGGUAUUCGGAUGAUGUCGUUGUCCUACUCGCGCAUCUCCCUGCGGGACAUCUGUCUCCGUUUGGGCUUGGAUAGUGAAGAGUCGGCGGAGUACAUCGUUGCCAAAGCAAUUCGGGACGGUGUAAUCGAGGCCAGUCUCGACCACGAGAGUGGUUACAUGAAGAGCAAGGAAGUUGGAGACAUCUAUGCCACCAGAGAGCCUGGUGAGGUCUUCGACGAGCGUAUCCGGGCAUGCUUGGCUCUUCAUGACGAGAGUGUCAAGGCUAUGAGGUUCCCAAUGAACCAGCACCGUCUUGAGCUGAAGAGCGCGCAGGAAGCCCGGGAACGUGAGCGUGAGUUGGCCAAGGAGAUUCAGGAAGGGGACAUGGAUGAUGAGGAUGCUGGUGGAGACUUCGAUGCGAUUUAA